GUGCUACCCAUGCACACGCAAGCCAUGCAGCUCUGUCGUGCUCUAUUGGCGCCAGUGGAUCUAUCGCGCGUUGCUGGUCUGCUGUCCCCGCUCAAAAUGCAAGGUUUUGUACGCUUCUGGGCGGCCGGACGUUCAAGGAGAUAUGUGAGGCUCUUCUGAGGUUCUCCUGGACGAGCACAUGCCUAUACGCCCGAGACUUUUGCUCAGGCUCGUCGCGCACCGAGCGCUGGGUGGCCCGUAUAAUUGCCCUGGCAGUCAUACUUGUCCUUUCCGCCGCGCUCAUAUACUGAAUUUGCAGCUAUGAACGGACACGCGUACCACACGACACCCCGAGUCGCGAUCGUAACGGGUGCCUCGAAGGGCAUCGGGCACGCCAUCGCGCUGCGGCUCGCCGACGACGGUCUGGACGUCACGAUCAACUCGCGCAACGCUGCUGAACUCGAGUUGGUUGCGGCCGAGAUCCGGGCGAAGGGCCGCAAGGUGCUGGCAUUCGUGGGCGACGUCUCGGAUGGCGACGUCGUCAAAGGGAUGGUCGACAGGACUGUGGAGGUCCUCGGGAGACUCGACGUUAUGGUCGCGAAUGCAGGCAUAUUUGUUUCGUCUCGGGUCGUCGACAUGGACAUCAAGGACUGGAACCGCUGCAUGGAUUGUAACCUAGCCAGCACGAUGCUUUGCUACAAGUACGCUGCUCGUCAAAUGAUCGAGCAAGGCGAGGGGGGAGAAUCAUCGGGGCGUCGUCCAUUCUCGGGAAAAAGGUGCCCCGAUAGCUCCGCGUACGUUGCGACGAAGUUCGCGAUUCGAGGCCUUACGCAGUGCCUUGCCAUCGAGCUUGCUCCCCACAACAUCACGGUGAACACGUAUGCGCCCGGAGUCAUCCUGACGCCAAUGACUGACUUCGGUGCUCUCGAUCAGCAAUAUGGCGGAGGCCCCGGAGCGUACACUAAACACCUUGCUGGCAUCCCUCCAGACGGCCCUCACUCGGCGUCCGGUGAACCCGUCGCCAGUGUGGUGUCAUAUCUGGCGAAGCCUGAGGCCUACUUCAUCACGGGGCAAUCCAUCGUCAUGGACGGAGGCGUCGUCUUUAGUUAAGACAGCCAUUGGUUUCUGAUGUCAGUUGUCGUGACAGUCGUGAU
Molecule: messenger RNA, 1133 nt
Organism: Fomitopsis serialis
Lineage: Eukaryota; Fungi; Basidiomycota; Agaricomycetes; Polyporales; Fomitopsidaceae
Product: NAD(P)-binding protein
Exons: 10
Coding region: 301-1089 (262 amino acids)
Molecular function (GO): oxidoreductase activity, acting on the CH-OH group of donors, NAD or NADP as acceptor
Source: RefSeq, a predicted model, not a curated record